CGGUCAAUUUUGUAUAAAUAUUGGCGCAACUAAUCGUGUCCGCGCUCAAAUGUGAUGCAUAAACACACGGGGGGACUGUUGGGUAGAUCGGGCCGCUUUUUAGUCUACAGUUUGAGCAGGAAAUUCGUAAAUAAUACACCAGUGGUGAGGAUGGCCGAUAAAGUGGAUAAGGCCGAGUUGAGGAAUCGGCUCACUCCCAUACAGUACCAUGUGACCCAAGAAAAGGGCACUGAGCGACCGUUCACAGGGUGUUACAAUAAAGUCUACGACGCGGGCACUUACGUCUGCAUCGUCUGUGAACAACCACUGUUCAGUUCGGAGACGAAAUACGACAGUGGUUGCGGCUGGCCUGCCUUCAACGAUGUCUUAGACCAAGGCAAAGUCAAAUUGACACCGGACACCAGUGGAGUUGGAGCGAACCUACUACUCCUCAUAUCCCAACCAGGGCGGAUAAGAACCGAAGUGACUUGUGCCCAAUGCGGUGCCCAUCUCGGUCACGUGUUCAACGAUGGACCCAUGCCCACGAGGAAGAGGUUCUGUAUAAAUUCGGCCUCUCUUAAUUUCAUCCCGGAUAAAAAGGAGGGUGGUGAUAGCUAGGAGGGACCACUAACCAAUCAAAGUGAUAAUACUAACUAGUUAGGCCUACUGUUUUUAUUUAGUCGUGUGAUCAACUAAUCGUUGAAGCCAAACUCGAAUUUCUUACCUCGAAUUGUUUUUGUUAGCUUUUGUGUUGUGUAUUUAUGCAUAUCGAAUUAACAUUUUUUAAGAGGCUUUACAUUUUGUGAAACAAUAAAUUUGAUAGAAAAGCAA
Molecule: messenger RNA, 810 nt
Organism: Tribolium castaneum (red flour beetle)
Lineage: Eukaryota; Metazoa; Arthropoda; Insecta; Coleoptera; Tenebrionidae
Gene: SelR
Product: Selenoprotein R
Exons: 4
Coding region: 55-597 (180 amino acids)
Biological process (GO): protein repair; response to oxidative stress
Cellular component (GO): cytoplasm
Molecular function (GO): peptide-methionine (R)-S-oxide reductase activity
Source: RefSeq, a predicted model, not a curated record